This is a messenger RNA of Cheilinus undulatus (humphead wrasse), 3452 nucleotides long. It is a transcript of the gene caprin2, whose product is annotated as caprin family member 2. Gene Ontology annotation, molecular function: signaling receptor binding. The coding region runs from base 137 to 2872 and encodes 911 amino acids. Gene Ontology annotation, cellular component: cytoplasm. Lineage: Eukaryota; Metazoa; Chordata; Actinopteri; Labriformes; Labridae. Gene Ontology annotation, biological process: positive regulation of canonical Wnt signaling pathway. The transcript is spliced from 21 exons. The record is from RefSeq and is a predicted model, not a curated record.
CUGCGUCCCGCGUGGCCUCAGUGAGCUGAACAUCACUGUCGGAGAGGGCUCGGUCAUUUUCGGGGCUUCUCGAAGCUUUUCGGAUGUCCAGCUGCUUUCUUUGAGGGAUUAAACGCGCACGAGUGUGGAGCUCAACAUGGUGCAGCUGUCUCCCUCGCCUCCCCUGGAUGUCGACCCUCCAUCUGAGCGCUCAGAGGAGGGGGAUGAUGUAAAGGAUGGCCCAGUGAUGGCUGGGAGCCCCAAGCUGGGCUCGCCCUGUGGUACAAACACCCUGGAGGUCUCUACAACUUACCACGACUAUGACAACUACAUCGAAGAUGGUCUGAUCUGCCUCAAACACAAAGUCCGCAACCUGGAAAAAAAGAAGCUGAAACUCGAAGACUACAAGAAGAGGCUGAGCCACGGCGAGGUGUUGAACAAGGAUCAGAUGGUGGCUGUGGAAAAAUAUGAGGAGUUGCAGCAUAACCUGACGUUUGCACGGGAGCUGCAAAAAACUCUGGACAGUCUAACUCAAAAUUUGCUGAGAGCUCAGAAGAAGGCAGGGAAGAAGGAGCAGUUAGCCAAGAUGGAGGCAGAGCAAAGACGUCUGAGCACUGUACUACAAGUGCAGCACCUACUUCAUGGCCUGCAGCAGGAGCAUGUGAGGAGAGACCUUCUGUCCGGACACAACCAGGCACCUCACGUCUCUGCCCAGCAGCUGCAUAGCCUGAGUCAGCUCGCCACACUGCUGGGUGUCCAGAGGGACAACAGGCUGAGUUUGGAGGAGCAGAUGGAGCGAGCAGCUAUAGCAUACAUGGAUCUUCUGGAAGGGAGUGACAAACCAGUGGCUGGCUCCACAUUUAAGCUGCUGAAAAUAGAGCUGACCAGACUGUUGAACUGCAAAUACUUUAGCUGUCUUCCUCCUCCACCCAACAUGUCUGCAGAGACGCCGCUGAGCUCAACCACACACAGCACAAAGUCCAAACCAAAUGAAGUUUCAAAGAAAGAGUUUUUCAACAGACUCUACCUGACAGACACUGAGGCUCCUCCACAUGCUCAGAACUGGAAGGAUGACUUCCAGUCCAUGAGGGAGCGUGAGCCUCCGGACUGCUGGGACAUGGAGUUCUCUGACGGAGCCACUUCACCUCAAGGUGCAGUCAUCAAACCGUGGAGAGGAGCUGCCGCUUUCAUUCCCAAAAUCCCCAUCACGUCCAAGAAACAAUCUGCUGACUGCAAACUGAGGAAAGAGAGGAGGGCCAAAGGAGAUCAACAAAAGUCGCAGGCUGUCCACAUGGACAUGCCCGUUGAGGUCUUCAACUCUCAGUCGGCCUUACCCAAAGACCCUGUCCUGAGGAAGCAGCAGCUGGAAGACCUCAUGACCAAGAUCCACGGCUCCUUCAGCUUCAUGCAGGACUCUCUGUUGGAUGGUGAGAGCUCUCCAACUAAAAGCCAUCCUAGGCUGAAGAGACGCACAUCAGGAUCUCCCUCUCCUCUGGCCCAAACCAACUUGAGAAGCCCAGUUGAUGUUCUGCCCAAAGCGAUGCAUUCCACUCCACUGCCUACCAGGCUCCUGGAGCGUAAAUCCAGUCUAACAAAUGGAGAUCAGUGCCUGGAGACGUGUGAUCUGGAACUUUCCUCAACAAACGAUCUACCUCAUGAGCCUUCACAGUUCACUGAAAGAACAAAGUUUGCUUCUCCACCGCUGUACCGCAGGGAGUCGUCCGUCUCUGCCGACGGGACAAAGAUGCCAGUGACUGAAUCAGGAAAGCAGUCACCCUGUAGUGGAGAGGCGUCUUGCACCUCCACCCCCCCUCUGGGACAGACAUUUUCUACACCACCAACAAGACGAACUCUGGCAUCUGAACAGUUUCAGAACAUGCAGUCAGUCUUCAAGGUGAGCUCCUCCUUACCUCAGAAUGGAGACUACAAACCAGACUCUGCAGCUUUUGAUGAGACCAGGUACACAACUGCAAGCACCCAGACUCCUCCUGAGUUUGCCCCUUCAGAAGAUGACCCACAGCCGGUGUACCCGUCUGAUUACACUGUGAACAGUGGCGGACAGAUCUUCCUCUCCCCUGGUCAGUCGAGUGGAAGCGUGGGUCGAUCCGGCCAGUCCUACUACAACAGAGGAUCUGUUAGAGGUAUGACACGUGGAGGCAAAGGACUGGCACAAAGCUUUCGCUCUGCUGGGUGGCAUCGAGGAGGAUCCUACAUCCCCCAGACUCAUUUCAGGGACUCUGGACCUCUUCUCUAUGCUGCUAGAGAUCCUGGUUAUCAACAUGGCUACAGACGAGGAGGGGGAAGGCAUAACUCAAGUGCCGCCUGGAGCGACUCCUCCCAGGUGAGCAGCCCCGACCGUGAAGGCGCCUUCACCAUCGUGGACUCGGGUCAUGGAGAUUCCCUGUCCGUCUCUACAGUGGAGGUCCCUCUCACCCCUCAUGGCCACCACCACCCCACUUUGCUCCCUUUGCAGCUCUACCCGCUCACUCAACCUCUGCGGAUCGCCUUCACUGCCUCUCGCACUGCUAAUUUCGCCCCAGGCAACCUGGACCAGCCCAUCGUGUUCGACCAGCUGCACAGCAACCUUGGUGACAUGUACGACACCCACAUCGGCCGCUUCACCUGUCCUGUCAAUGGCACCUAUGUCUUCAUCUUCCACAUCCUGAAGCUCGCAAUCAACGUGCCGCUCUACAUCAACCUCAUGCGAAACGAGGAAGUGAUGGUAUCUGCGUAUGCCAAUGAUGGCGCUCCGGAUCAUGAGACAGCCAGCAACCAUGCCAUUCUGCCGCUGUUUCAAGGAGACCAGGUAUGGCUCAGGCUGCACCGUGGCGCCAUCUAUGGCAGCACCUGGAAGUACAGCACCUUCUCUGGCUUUCUGCUGUACCAGGAUUGAACUUUAGCAUAUCAAUGGCCCUACCCCUCCACGUGUGGACUGUUUAUUUUGCACUAAAUGAGGAGCUGUUGUUAUCAUGGUCAGGCUGCAUGCCAGUUUACUUUUCCACCUAUAAUUAAAAAAGGUGUUUGCUGCCAAAAGAUCCAUUUUGACUACUUGAAAAAUGCCAGAAUGCCGCCAAACUUCCACAAAUGAAUACUUCCUGAUGUUGGUGCUCCAGGUUACUCAUCCUCGUACAUCUGGACCUUGAAAACAUGCCAUCUUGCCGUGAAUUGGUUACCGAUAUCACCGUGAACUUUGAUGCACUAUUCUGAGUUUGUGCCUUUUUGUUUUGAAUGGCUUUGGAUGACUGAAGAGAUUAUUAAUGAACUGAAUGAAUGAAGCAUUGACUCUUCUUAAAGCACUUUGCUCCAUGUGGGGCUCCUGUGAAGAGUUUCACUUUGCCUUGUGUGAAUGUGAAGAAGAUGGAGUGAGUUCUUGGUGGUGGGUGUGGUGUUUGAACACUUGAGGCCAAAUUGUUGCACUAACAGACUACUGUGGAGAGAUGUGGUCCCGUGAUGUGCCUAAAUAAAAGACAAGC